AUUUGAAAAGUGACGCUUGAACUGUAAAUUACAGAAACAUAUUUUCUGUGAAUCUCCUGUUUGGGAUAUCGGUGAAAUAAGCAAGAAUUUUGGAACAAACCAACGAAUUUUAUCAGCGUUUGGAUUUUUGUGAAUAGUUCUUUUGUGUUUAGCCUUGAACAGAUAAAAAUGCCGAAGAAAAUGGGAACUAACAGCAAGGCUGUAGAAGCCCGAGAACGCAAAGCUGAAGCAAAGAAGGUUGCAACUGAAAAAGCAGCCAAAGUUGCGGAAGAUGCACUGUGGGCGGACGAUGAUAAGUUGCUGGCUAAAAAGAAGAAACAAAAGGAAGAUGAAGAGCGUAAACGUCUCGAGCAGGCAAGAAAAAAGGCGGAAGCAAAAGUGCUACUGGAGCAGGAAAUGAAUUCCAUAAAGACUGCCCCUAAGGUAUCUGUCCAAAAGAUUACCCGCGCCCAAAUAGAUGCCGAAGUAGUGAAACGUAACCGAGCUAUUGAGUCUGUGAAUAAUCCCCCGAAACCAACUGUUCCUAAGGAAGUGCCAAUUGAAGAGAACUAUAACCGACUUAUGGCCGAAACAGAAGUUGCUCAAUCUAUAGAUCAAGCUAUCGCCGUUCUUGCCGUCAAAGACGGUGAGGAUCGACACCCUGAAAAACGUAUGAAGGCUGCUUUUAAGGCUUACGAAGACGAGCAGUUACCUAUCAUGAAGCAGGAAUAUCCUUCUCUAAAAUUAUCUCAGCUCAAACAGAUGAUCUUCAAGGAAUGGCAGAAAUCGCCUGAAAACCCAAUGAAUCAAAAGGCGUAGAAAAAGGAUACAGUAGUUACCAUCUCGUACACAUCAGAUUGCAUGCUCUACCGAUAAAAUACGAAUAAAAGAGUUUACUCGUUCCGUAAGAACUGCACGGGAAAGUAAAGUAAACUCGUUUUAUUCAUAUUCAUGAGUGAAAACAAAAAUGUAUUCGGCUUUGUGCAACAUAUGAAGAAUUCUAUAGUCAAACAAUCGUGCUCGUAUCCAAAGAUUUAUCAAUAAAUAAAUCGCAAGUGUUGCACAACAAUAACAUUCUAAUUGAUUACUAAAUGCAAAUUAAAUGACAGAAAACGUAAUGU
Messenger RNA from Ochlerotatus camptorhynchus, 1100 nucleotides. Its product is annotated as coiled-coil domain-containing protein 124. Lineage: Eukaryota; Metazoa; Arthropoda; Insecta; Diptera; Culicidae. Gene Ontology annotation, biological process: transcription by RNA polymerase II. The coding region runs from base 169 to 798 and encodes 209 amino acids. Gene Ontology annotation, molecular function: transcription coactivator activity. Gene Ontology annotation, cellular component: nucleus. The record is from RefSeq and is a predicted model, not a curated record. The transcript has 2 exons.